GUGUCCGGCGGAUACAUUGUUGCCCCUGACUGGAUACAGUCUCCACGUUCCACCCAUGUAUCCACAGCCCCGGGAGCAGAGGCGAGUCACCGACUCGGAGAAGAGCCGCUGUGCCGCGGUUUUUCGGGAGUGUGAUUCGAGUCGGAGCGGAUACCUGAGCAGGGAGGACCUGAAAGUCGCCGUGGUGUCGAUGUUUGGAUACAAGCCGUCGAAGAUGGAGACGGACAUGCUGAUGACUUCAGUGCCGGAGGACAACCAUUUGCCAGGCUUGCCUCUGGACCAGUUCACAAGCCUCAUGUGCAGCAAGCUGGCAGCCAUGGACCCAUAUGAAGAAUCAAGGCAGAUCUUCUCGGCGUUUGAUGUCCACUGUCGUAGUUUUUUGACAGUGGAGGAUUUUAAGAGGGCGUUCGCAAAAGUGGCUCCACAUCUAUCCGAACAAACUGUGCUCGAAGCCUUCAGGGAAGUGGAUCGGGACUCAGACGGUCGCGUCAGCUUCAGGGACUUUGAGAUGGUGAUGGGCCACCAGUAGGAAGGCGAUGAAGGCUGGAAUGAGGACAAGGACUUCAACCCUCGACCCGAUUGUUUCUGUAAUUCCUGUUCGAUGUGUGUGUGUGUGUGUGUGCGACUGAACCCUGAACUGUCGUGUUUAGCAGGGGAGGGUCACUUCCGCAAAGUCUAUUGUGGUGAAUCGUGCCUCCGUCCAAGUUGGCCCCAACCAACAUGUGCUUUGAGAGUGUGGACCUCAUUAGCUCCCUGACAUGGGGACCCUUGGCCUACUCUGUGAUAAAACAUCGAUCUAUCACAGAAGCACUUUGUGACUUUU
Messenger RNA from Amblyraja radiata (thorny skate), 823 nucleotides. It is a transcript of the gene efcab11, whose product is annotated as EF-hand calcium binding domain 11. Gene Ontology annotation, molecular function: calcium ion binding. The transcript is spliced from 6 exons. Lineage: Eukaryota; Metazoa; Chordata; Chondrichthyes; Rajiformes; Rajidae. The record is from RefSeq and is a predicted model, not a curated record. Bases 56 to 529 code for a protein of 157 amino acids.